Rotaria sp. Silwood2 is the source of this 1346-nucleotide messenger RNA. Lineage: Eukaryota; Metazoa; Rotifera; Eurotatoria; Philodinida; Philodinidae. The record is from the annotation of a GenBank genome assembly.
AUAUAGACAAUAAUGUAUUUUUACAUGGUCCAUAUUCAUUCUAUUUAUUUUGGUCAGCGAAGAAAAAUAUAUUUCAACGUCUUGGUGAUCAACCUUCGAAUGAACUUCUUGAUAGUCUUAUGCAAGAAGAACAAGAACAACAUUUAAAAAACGAAUAUGGAAUGAUUGAUGAUGAAGUACGAUAUAUAGCUGAUGCUUAUAACGAAAUUGAAAUAAAUCCAAAUGUUUUAUUUCUUAAAAAUCCAAAAGAUUAUCAUCAUAUUCAAGAAAAACAUUCAAAAACUGCUAUUCUUUUUACUGUUAAAUGGGAUUCAUCAUCAAAAUUAGCUCGAAAUACAUUUCAUCAAUUAGCAUUAAAUCUUCAUAAUUAUUUAUCCAUGAUAGAUAUUGAUUGUUUUGAUUGGACCGAUAUAUGUAAUGAAGAAAAUAUUAUUGAAUGGCCAACAUUAGUUCUAAUUGAGAAUGAAAAAAUAAUUAAAACUUAUCAAGGUAGUACCGAUAAAAAUGAAAUGGCAUUAGCUUUAUUUCGAUUUUCGGUUAAUCAACCAUAUUUAAUUGAAAAUAAUUCCAGUGAAGCAUUAAUCGAAAACUUCCUUAUACGUCAAAGAUUAAUUGUUCUUGCUCGAAUUCAACACCAAGAGAAAUUUUUAUAUGAUAUUUAUAAAAAUCUAGUUGAUAUAUUUUUGGAUAAUGAACAUAUUUUUUUUAUGUUUCAAUAUUCAACAGAAAGUUCUUCUCUAAUUAUUAAACAAAAAUAUGGUGAUAUUAAUUCAUUUUUACAAUCGAAAACAAUUGUUCAUACAUUAAAUCAAGAUCUUAAUCAUCUUCAAACAUUAAUUAUUGAUGCUUUACAAAUUCCAUUAAUUCCAUUUGAUCCUCUGGAUAUAAUUAAAUCAACAUCAACAAUAUUUCUAGUAACCAGUCAUUCACAACUUAUUCAACUAAAUGAUUAUUUUUUAUUAAAUAAUCCAUCAACAGAGAAUCCUGUUAUUUGGAUUGACACAAAUUCAUUAUGGGUUCUUACUAUAAAUCAAUAUGGUUAUAUUCCUUAUCCAGCUGUGAUAUAUAUUGAUUAUUCGAAUGGAAAGGUUUAUAUGAAUUCUACUUUGACUGAUAUUGGUGCAUGGCUUGAAACAGUUCAAAUGGGAUCAAUAGAACCUUUCUAUGAAAUAUCAUCAAUUGAUAUAGAUGAAGGACCAUCACAAAAAGAAAUUGACUUUAAUAAACAAAUGAAUGAUGAAGAAUUGCUAAAUGAAUAUCGUAUAAUUCUUGAAGAAAGUGAGAAAAUUAAUGAAUAUGGAAUAGGAUUUGAUUCGAAUGGUUUUCCUAUUGAUAUGAAUUAUUAG